This is a messenger RNA of Solenopsis invicta (red fire ant), 3339 nucleotides long. RefSeq lists its product as uncharacterized. The coding region runs from base 1 to 3339 and encodes 1112 amino acids. The transcript is spliced from 5 exons. Gene Ontology annotation, molecular function: nucleic acid binding. NCBI's taxonomy places the organism in Eukaryota, Metazoa, Arthropoda, Insecta, Hymenoptera, Formicidae. Gene Ontology annotation, biological process: DNA integration. The record is from RefSeq and is a predicted model, not a curated record.
AUGCCAUUGCAAAGAAUGGACAAGAAUGCGCUGCACAUCCCGAAGAACAUCAAGCUAUCAGAUCCAGAGUUUGGAACCCCCGGAGAGGUCGACAUUCUGCUGGGAGGCGGAAUAGUUUGGGAACUGCUCUGUGUGGAACAGAUACGAUUGGGCCGCAAUUUGCCAACCUUGAAGAAGACGAAACUUGGUUGGAUCGUGGCAGGAAACAUGAUGAUGUCGGACGGACAUAAGCAUCAAACCCGCGCAACAUUGUGCGCAAUCGCUGGUGAACCAGAUUUAAAUCAUCAAUUGGAGCGUUUUUGGCUCAUAGAGGAGAGCACACUGCAGCGGGAUGCACUGCAGCGGGAUGCCGGGAAGGAGACGAUGUGCGAGGAAGAAUUUAGAAACACACAUAAGCGAACGCCGGACGGGCGAUUCGUGGUACGUCUGCCUUUUCGGGAGGAUCCUAGUUGCUUGGGAGAAUCACGAAGAGCGGCGCUGAAGCGUUUACAGUCAGUCCAUCGAAGACUGGAUCGUGAUGCAAUCCUAAAGAGGCAAUACAUUGAAGUAAUGGAAGAUUACUUAAGGUCGGGACAUAUGACUCAAAUUGACGAGAAGAUAUCGGCAUCAGAGGAACCAGUGUAUUACUUGCCUCACCAUGCAGUCGUUAAAGAGGAAAGAAAGACGACAAGGCUCAGAGUAGUCUUUGACGCGUCGUGCAGAUCAUCAUCUGGCAAGUCACUCAACGAUGUAUUGAGAGUAGGACCAACUAUUCAACCAGAAUUAUUUGAGGUGGUUCUACGUUUCCGAGCAUCGAUACGUACUGACGGGGGACAUCGAGCGAAUGCAGAUUCGACAUCACCGGUGGAGGCAUUCGUAUUAAACACGGUAACAUUUGGCGUUGCGACAGCUCCAUUUCUGGCCGUAAGGUGUCUGCAUCAAUUAGCGUGCGAGUGUCAAUCGGAAAGUCCAAGGACAAGUGAAGUCAUAUUAAAAGAUUUUUACAUGGACGACCUAAUUACCGGGACGGAUGAUGCAGAAGAACUGAAGAAAAUAAAAAAUGAAGUUAGUCGGAUACUCGCUGCAGGUGGAUUUCCAAUGCAUAAAUGGAAAUCAAAUUUGCCUGAACUGGUCGAGGACCGGGGUGAGUCAGAAGAAAAGGUCAAGACUCUAGGAUUAUUCUGGCGUGUUGAAGAGGACUCACUUACAUACAGAGUCAAGGAACCUCCAUCAGAAAUUCGCAUCACGAAGAGAACAAUUCUCUCCAUCAUAUCACAAAUUUACGAUCCGUUGGGUUUGAUUAACCCGGUGAUUGUUCAAGCAAAGAUUCUGAUGCAACAAAUAUGGCAAUGCAAGUUAAUCUGUGCAAAGUCGCGUGUAGCGCCAAUUAAGAAAAUCAGUUUACCACGGUUAGAAUUAUGUGGAGCGUUGCUGUUGAGCAGAUUGAUGGAGAAGGUAGUUAAUGCACUCACAUGGCAAGUAGAAGAGAAACAUUACUGGUGCGAUUCGACAGUGACUUUAGCCUGGAUCAACUCGACAGUGACUUUAGCCUGGAUCAAAGGAGAACCGUCUAGAUCGAAAACCUUCGUGGCCCAUAGGGUCACUGAAAUACAGAAAACCUCUACCGAAAUACAAUGGCAUCAUAUUAGAUCUGAAGAGAAUCCGGCUGAUAUGUUAUCUAGGGGAGUCGAACCGGAGAAGUUAAAUUUUAAAAGUCAGUGGUGGAAAGGCCCAGAGUGGCUAGAAAAUGAGACCGUUUAUUAUCCGCUAGAGUCAUCAUGGUUAUCGGAGAUACCAGAAGGAAGAGUGAUGUCUACGACGGUCAACGUGGAGCCCGGGUUGAGUAUUCUCACACAAUUGUCGGAAGGUCACAGACCGGUUGACGAGUUGGUGGUUGACGAGUUGGUUAUCGGUCAAGGAAUUAGAGGAAGCAUUGAACAUCAUAUUGAAGCAGCAUCAAAAACAGCUUUUUGCAAGAGAAAUAGUCGAUCUGCAAUCGAGGCGCCUUUUGCAAGAGAAAUAGUCGAUCUGCAAUCGAGGCGCCCAAUCUCAAGAAAAAGUCGAUUAUUAGCGCUCAAUCCGUUUAUGGAUGAUACGGGAUUAUUGCGUGUAGGCGGACGCUUGAAAAACGCUCCAGUGUCAUAUUCUCGAAAAUUUCCCGUGGUGUUGGCGACUCGGGAUCAACUAACCGAUUUGAUCAUAAGAGAUAAUCAUUUGAGAAGUUUGCACGCGGGCCCCGAAGCCCUUUUAAGCAUAAUCAAAGAACAAUAUUGGAUUAUAUCCGGUAGAUCAGCUGUGCGGAGAGGCCUGCGCAGGUGCAUCGUAUGUUAUAGAUUUAAUUGUAAGACGCCGAAAGAAAUAAUGGGAAACUUACCGGUUCACAGAGUGAGCCCGGGUAGAGCAUUCUUAAAUGUAGGUGUAGAUUUCGGUGGGCCAUUUAACAUUAAGAUAUCGCGUAAUAAAUCAGCCAAGGCAUAUAUUUGUCUGUUCGUGUGUUUUGCAACUCGCGCCAUUCAUUUGGAAUUGGUUAGUGAUCUAAGUACGGCGGCAUUUCUCAACUCGUUAAGACGUUUCAUUGCAAGACGCGGCAAAUGUUUGAAUAUUUAUUCGGAUAAUGGAACGAAUUUUGUAGGAGCGAAUAAUGCGUUACGGGGAUUGAGAGAGUUGCUGAUGAAUCAAAAUCAUCAAAAACAAGUAGAUACAUUCGCGACAGAACAGUCAAUUCAAUGGCAUUUUUUACCGCCUUACGCUCUCCAUAUGGGAGGCUUGUGGGAGGCGGGUAUAAAAUCCGCUAAGACACGUUUGCAAAAGGUGUUGGGAGAGGCGCUCCUUACAUUCGAGGAAUUCUACACGCUUUUGACAGAAAUCGAAGCAUGUUUGAAUUCUAGGCCGAUAACUCCCAUGUCAAAUGAUCCUUCAGAUCUCGCGGUUUUGACCCCCGGACAUUUUUUGAUCGGGGAAUCGUUAAACGCGAUUCUGCAGAUUGAGCUGACGGAAGUACCAACGAAUAGAUUGACCCGCUAUCAAUUACUUAUUAAAUUGCAUCAACAUUUUUGGACUCGUUGGAGCCAAGAAUAUUUAUCGCAAUUACAAUCAAGGUCUAAGUGGAGGAGUGCUACCUCUGAUCAGGAAAGGAUAAAACCUAACGAUUUGGUGAUUUUGAAGGAAAAUCAGCCACCUCUUAAAUGGAAACUAGGGCGUAUUUUAGAAGUGCAUCCCGACAAGGAAGGCCAUGUUCGAAUUGUAAUUGUAAAAACGGAGAAUGGUAUUGUAAAAAGUUAUCAAAAAUUUGUGUCCUUCCUAAAUCGGAUUAGUAAUAAAAUAGCGCUGUACAAGGAUAUCGGACACAUCACAUUUUAG